Messenger RNA from Hippopotamus amphibius kiboko, 2038 nucleotides. RefSeq names its product zinc finger protein 79 (gene ZNF79). Gene Ontology annotation, biological process: regulation of transcription by RNA polymerase II. Gene Ontology annotation, molecular function: DNA-binding transcription activator activity, RNA polymerase II-specific; RNA polymerase II cis-regulatory region sequence-specific DNA binding. NCBI's taxonomy places the organism in Eukaryota, Metazoa, Chordata, Mammalia, Artiodactyla, Hippopotamidae. The coding region runs from base 479 to 1906 and encodes 475 amino acids. The record is from RefSeq and is a predicted model, not a curated record. Gene Ontology annotation, cellular component: nucleus. The transcript is spliced from 5 exons.
AUUCAGGAUAUUCUGAUCGGACACUAUUCAAGUGUGCGUCUGCCCCGGAAAUUGAUAAAGACGUCCCUUCCUGCUGAUAGGUUUUUAUCCUAGCGUUCCUGGCCAACCCGCGGCUGCCCCGUUCACACUGAGGAGCCCUCGCUUCCCUUACCCCUCCCAAACUCUUAGGAGGGCUCGAGAGGACCGUAAAGGCGGCUGGGUUUGGACCCUGAGCUGAAGGACGAGGGGGAGGACCUCGUGGAGCCGGGGUCCCGGGCACGUCCAACCUUGAGAAAAAACCAGGAGCCUGGCGCUAGCGCAAGUCUGCGCCUGCGCGAAAAGCCCCGCUCCCGGGAGCCUUCGCGGCCAAGUCGCCUCCAGUCCAAGAGGCCCCAAUCAUUGGACUCGGUGGACCUGAAAGGCAUGUGUAACAAAGCGUGAUGAGCCACCUUCUCCGGACCCUGCCCUUCCCCAAGGGGAAGACACAGAAGAGGAACGAAUGGCAGCUGGUCUCCUCAGAGCCAGGCCCCAAGGACCCACACCUCUCAGCAGUGUGACUGUAGCUUUUACCCAGGAGGGAUGGAGGCAGUUGGCCCCUGCUCCGAGGGACAGGUUCAAGGAAGGGAUGCCAGAAAAGUCCAGAAACCUGGUCCUACUGGGACUUCCAGUCUCCCAGCCUGGUAUAAACUCCCAGUUGGAACAAAGGGAAGGUUCAUGGAUGCUGGAGAGAGAAGGCCUAAAGAGUACCUGUCCAGAUUGGAAGGUUGUAUCUGAAUCACCACCUGAACAAGACAUUUCUGAAGAAUCAUUCCAAGACCCAAGUGUACAGAUGCCCUCUGGGGAGUCAGAUCACAGGAACAGUGAACUAGGGAAGAGCUUCAACCUGAGACCCGUUCUUUCUCCACAACAGAGAGUUCCUACAGAAGUGAGACCCCGUAAAUGUGAAACACACAGAGAAAGCUUCAGGAAGAAUUUAGAUAUAAUUAAACCUCACAGAGCAAAGCCAUACACGUGUAAUGAAUGUGGCAAAGCCUUCAGUUACUGUUCUUCCCUUUCUCAGCAUCAGAAGAGUCACACUGGGGAGAAGCCAUAUGAGUGCAAUGAAUGUGGGAAGGCCUUCAGCCAGAGCUCAUCUCUUAUUCAGCAUCAGAGGAUUCACACUGGAGAGAAACCAUAUAAAUGCAGUGAAUGUGGAAGAGCCUUCAGCCAGAAUGCAAACCUCACAAAACACCAGCGAACUCAUACCGGGGAAAAGCCCUACAAAUGCAGUGAGUGUGAGAAAGCCUUCAGUGACUGUUCAGCCCUUGUUCAGCAUCAGAGAAUUCACACUGGAGAGAAGCCUUAUGAGUGCAGUGACUGUGGGAAGGCCUUCCGCCACAGUGCAAAUCUUACAAACCACCAGAGGACUCACACAGGGGAGAAGCCCUACAAGUGCAGCGAGUGCGGGAAGGCCUUCAGCUACUGCGCGGCAUUUAUUCAGCACCAGAGAAUCCAUACAGGGGAGAAACCCUACAAAUGUAACGCAUGCGGGAAGGCCUUCAGUCAGAGUGCAAAUCUCACAAACCACCAGAGGACUCACACUGGAGAGAAACCCUACAAGUGUAGUGAGUGUGGGAAGGCCUUCAGCCAAAGUACAAAUCUUAUAAUCCACCAAAAGACCCACACUGGGGAGAAGCCUUACAAGUGUAAUGAAUGUGGGAAAUUCUUCAGUGAGAGCUCAGCCCUUAUUCGACAUCAUAUAAUUCACACAGGAGAAAAACCCUAUGAGUGCAAUGAGUGUGGAAAGGCAUUUAACCAGAGCUCAUCCCUUAGUCAGCAUCAGAGAAUUCACACUGGUGUGAAACCCUAUGAAUGUAGUGAGUGCGGGAAGGCCUUCAGGUGUAGUUCAGCUUUCAUUAGACAUCAGAGACUCCAUGCUGGAGAAUAACUGGAAACGUAACCAAUGUGGAUGGGGAUGUGACAGGUAAUGUCAAGGCAUCUGGGACAUCUAAAUCUUGGUUCAGAGCCACAUGCAGAAGCACCUUUAUUAAUAAAGUCACUAUUUUACAUGUUGCAGGUG